AUGGCUGCCAGCAAUACUAUGAACUUCGGUCCCGAAUGGAUGAGACGCUUCCCAAAAAGCCCAACAAGCGAAACAACUCGUUCUACCUCACCAACACAAGGUCCAUCCUCAGUUGGCAACAAUGUACAAGCCGCGUCUUCCUCAGGUACAAUCAACUCCAAUCACAUUGUCGUCAAUAACGGCAAUGGGGCAACUGCAAACACGUUUUCUUGGUCUUCGGUGGCUGCUGCUAAUAACAGCACAGUGUCCAAUCGUUCUCCUAACGAUACCUAUGAGAAGUCUGAUACACCAGGCGGAAGCGAGUCGGCUCUCAAUCCAUUUAAAUAUUCCAAGGAUUUCAUGCUUAAACUGUACAAACCUGUUGGAUUACCACUGGAAUUUGAAAGGCAUGAAUAUGUUACAAGCGAAGAACCAUUACCGCCUAUGGCUUUAUUGACACCAACAGAACAGGAACAAAAGCUAUUAUCUGGUACUUCAGUUAACAGUGAGGUUGUCCGUCGUAUCGUUUCUAAUGCGUCAGGGAAUGUGACAACCGGGGGAGAACGUUCUGAGCGAGGGUCUUUCUCUAAGGACAGAAUUAGUGGCUUAACAUCCCCAAGAAGUGAACGAUUUGGUGGCAUAAUUGGGGGUGUAUUAAGCAACAGACCAAGAAGUGGGCGUGAAGGAAGUUUUUCGUCACCAAACAUACGGCGAGAUAGUGAAAAAGAUGAUGAAAGAGGUAGGCGAACUUAUGCUAUCUGGAAAUACUCGCACAAUGAGAAUCUGAAUAAUGGACUCUUGUUAGACAUUCGCGGUGGCCGUACACUAAGACUGGGCAGUACACCUGCCAGUACAACACAAUCUGCGGAAGACCCAAUUUGGCACGGUGUAAGUCGUAGUGCGGUUGGUACGUUUGAUAGCAAUGGAGUGUUUCGAAUUCCUAGCGGCGGUGGAGAAAUUGAAAUUUCAGACAAAGACGGAAAAGAGAACGAACUAUUGGAAAAGAGCAACGACGAGCACUUAGAUAAUGAUAAGAUAGCGGAUUCGACAUCUGUUGCCAGCAAUAAGAUAUCAAGAGAAAGAAGCAUGAGUUCACCUCUAGAAGACAUACAUAAUGGAUCAAAAGCAUAUGGUAUAGGUAAAUCUAUCGUUGAGGAAGAAUCGCAGGCAUCGACAAUACCAACAAUAACAGGAAAGAGUAAUGAGCUGCGACAGGAAGUUCCUCAACAGGAACCCCCAAUAGAACAUUCGCUUGACGGUAUCGCCCAGAAGUCAAUUGAAUCUUCAGUGCGAUAUCAUGUAAACUCACAAGAAAGUCAAUCUAAAACGCAGACUCAGAACAAGACGAAAUUACAGCUUGAUUCUAGUUCAACAACAGCCGCCGAACGUGAUGCUUCAACAGCAGCACCAACAGAUGUUUUUGCAGGAACAGACGAUGAAGUUCUGAAAGAAGUGUUUUAUCCCGGGAUGUCUACAACAUCACCGCCCUUGUCUCCAGGAAUGGCUAAAAAAUAUUCUGCUACUCAACCCCUGAUUGCUGCGAGUUCUGCCUUCGCCGAAGAAGCUUCGUCAAGUUUGUUUCUGAAUGAUCGCAAACCGAUAUCUGGCCAACAACAACGAUGGUUGUACCGUGAUCCUAGUAAUAAAAUUCAAGGACCAUUUACGAGCCAGGACAUGAACGAGUGGUACAAGCAGGGAUUUUUUACGCUAGGCCUAUUAGUAAAGAGAGUAGAAGAUCCGACGUUCGAACCGUUGGGCGUAUUAAUACGUAAAACAGGAAACGAGGAUAAACCUUUUUCAGCAAGUGCACGUCCUCCUUUGACUAUAAACAUGCCUAACAAUGCAGGAAGAAUGUUGACUGGGCCUUUCCCAAGAAACUGGGGAAACGUUCCAAGUUCACCUGGUACUGCUCACGUCUUUAUGGACCAUCAACAGAGAUUUAAUCCCUUUGGCGGGACCGCCUCAGUCCCAAAUACACCUUUUGAUAGGUAUCAGUUUAAUGGCGCAUUUGGGAGCGGAAUAAACGAAGUUUCUAGUGGGUGGGGAGAUUUGAAUACGACGAACGCUGGCUGGGUUCCAGAGCAGCCGACACAGCAACAGCCGCAACCACCAUUACAGCCACCACAGCCAACUCCACAAGUGGUACAGCAGUCUCAAUCUCAACAAUCACACCAGACCCCACUACAUAAUCCACCUUUGUAUGCUGAUAAUUUCUUCCGUCAACAACAGAGUUUUGUAUCAGGGACGGUGACAUCUCCAGUUACUGGAUCCAAUUCGCAUUUUGCAGAGACAAUCUCUAGAACUGCCGGAUGGCAACCGGCGAACGAACAGCCGACCUCUUCGUCAUGGGGGCCGUUAAGCACGGGUUUGUCACUUACACUUACCAAUAAACCAAAUGAAGAUGCAGAAUAUUUCAACCCCAACAAAGGAACACAGUCAUUAUCACAGUCUCCUCCGUCUUUAAUAGAUCAACAGAACCCUAUCGACAAUGAAUCGCAGGCAGUCAAUAACACUUCUGUAAUGAAUGUAGAG
Paraglomus occultum is the source of this 2511-nucleotide messenger RNA. The record is from the annotation of a GenBank genome assembly. Lineage: Eukaryota; Fungi; Glomeromycota; Glomeromycetes; Paraglomerales; Paraglomeraceae.